Messenger RNA from Bicyclus anynana (squinting bush brown), 1380 nucleotides. Its product is annotated as chymotrypsin-1. Gene Ontology annotation, biological process: proteolysis. The transcript has 4 exons. NCBI's taxonomy places the organism in Eukaryota, Metazoa, Arthropoda, Insecta, Lepidoptera, Nymphalidae. Gene Ontology annotation, molecular function: serine-type endopeptidase activity. The coding region runs from base 271 to 1167 and encodes 298 amino acids. The record is from RefSeq and is a predicted model, not a curated record.
UGAAUUUCCGAAAAAUUUGAAGGCGGUGCCAAUCCAGUGUCAUGUUUUAAUUUAAGCCGUUUCUGAAAGAACCACAGAAAUUUUGUAAUUUAAACGGCUUGAAUUAAAACAUCACUGGCUUGGCACCGCCUUCAAAUUGAUCAGAAGGUAGCACAUAGGUAAGAUGUUAUUUUUUGCUUUUUAGUUUAGGUUAAUUUUUGAGUUGGAAGUCGGUUGAAUUUUUUUUAUUAAAAUUUUUUGUCGAUACUGUCAUUUUGAUUAAUCCAAAAAAUGGUAAUCACUAAAAAGGCAUUAGCUAUUCAAACUUUGUUUAUGCUUUUGGUAAAAGACACAAGUGCUAUGGUGAAAAACUUAGUAGAUAAAGCCAAGAUGUUUGAAGAACACACUUUGGUGACAGAUAGUAAGACCUUUCCAUAUGUGGUCGCGAUAUUAAAGAAAGCCACAUACAUAAGCGCUGGUGCUUUAAUUGAUGAAAGUUGGGUUAUCACGGCGGCUAAUUCCUUAUAUACGAUUAGAGAAUCUUCACGAACACUUCGAGUAAGACUCGGCAGCGUUAAUUACAAGAAAGGGGGUCAUUUGACCCCGAUUAAAUACUUACAAAUUCAUCCCUAUUUUGACGACCAUAAGCCAUUGUUUGACGUGGCACUCGUGAAAUUGUCGGACCCGGUUAGAUUCACGCAGAGUUUGAAUCCCAUAAGACUACAGAAGAGUAGUCGGAAUAUAGUCGCUACACAUUUUAUUGUAACCGCAUGGCCGAUGUAUCAGGCGAAGCAAAAUCUAAGCAAAGGAUAUCAGAACACCAUGGAACAGAUAAAGCGACGUCGAAUUCUUACAGUAUCGCAUUUACACCCGACAGAUCCUGCCAUAUGUUCCGAGGAAAAGGAUAUUUUGAUACCAGAUCAUAAUAAUACAAAGUCUGUCAUGUGUUUGGAUCCUAAUAUUGGGACAGAUUCUUGUCAGAGAGAUAUUGGUGCACCAGUAGUCCUGAAUGGUAUACUAUGGGGUAUCAUUUCUUCUUGGAAACCGGACGACUGUGAUGUAGAAGGCGGACCGACGUUUGUGACUCUUGUGUCCGCUGUUGAGGUCAGCUCAUGGAUACACUCUACAAUCCGCGGUCAUAGAUGGACAACGAAGCACACUGUUGAUUAUGUAGAUAAUUUUAUUUGAAAUACCUAUUAUAUAAAAAAAAAACUUAAAAUUUAUUCCUAAAAAUAUUUUUUUGUAGCUUUUAACUUACUUAGGAUGGGUACGUAGACAGGAUGAUUGAAACUAGGGAUUUAUAAGAGUGAUUGGAAAUGUUGGAAGGGGAAGGCCAAGGCGAACGUUCCCGGAUAAAGGUCAGGUCACGAGUAAGCUAAACAAACGAUUUUUUAUGAAAGU